GAAGCUGCUUACGCCGACACUCUGAAACGGGUAGAGGAGCAGGGUGAGAAUCAGUCGAAACUUGCCGUGCGAACAUUGAUCUGGGUUCCUCGAUCCGAGCGGCCGGUACGAGUCGAUGAGCUUUCCCAUGCCCUGGUAGUGGAAACCGGGUCUAUCCAUCAUAAUCCCGAUGAAGCUCCAUCGAUUCAGACCAUAUUAGGCUGCUGCUCAAGGCUUAUCGCUUUUGACAGCGAAGCUUCGGUUGUGCGACUGAAACGCUUUACCUUCCUGGCGUAUUUGUGCGAACAUUCGACCAUUUUCGCGAGUCCCCAUGGAACCAUCGCAGAAGUGUGUUUGACCUAUCUCGGCCUCUGGUCCAUCAAGGACCUAUCGGCCACCACCUCCGGAGAUAUGAUGAAAACUCCAUUUCUUGAAUACGCAUCUCAUGACUGGAGGACCCACGCCCGAACGGAAACCACAAGUGCGGGAAACUCAUUUGCGGCCAAACUUCGCGAUCAAUUUGAUACCGAUAUAUCGGCUAGGUUGCUCCUUUCGAAGAUACACUAUGAGAAGGGAUGGUUUUGGGACGGAUAUGAGGCCCGAUACGCGAGGAAUACUGGACUGCACGCCAUACUAUUCUUGGGAAUUAGAGAGAUCACAACCCCGUUACUGAAGGUCAAAGAUAGGGAUAGAAACGGAAGGGAUUUCGCCGGCCGCAUACGAUUAACAUGGGCUACGAUGAGUGGAACCUUCCAGGUGGUGGAUAUGUUAUUGGGUCUAAGAGGAGUGAGCGCCGAGGGGAAAGACAAUGAAGGCUGAACAGCGCUCUCGUGGGCCACCGGGAAUGGCGGCCAGUGGAUAGCACUGUUACUCAUGAAAAGCGACUCGACCACUUCCCGUAUUGUGGAUAGCAACGGCCGAACGCCACUUCUUUGGGCGGCGCAGAGCGGGAAAGAGGAUAUAAUAAAGUUUUUUUUGGGAAAGGAUGUGGAUAUCGAUUGGGUGGACAACCUCGGCCAGACACGGCUCAUAUAUGCGGCCGGAAAUGGGCAUGAGGGGGUGGUGGGGAUUUUGCUGCAGAGGGGGAGAGCCAGGAAGGACACCGCGGACACCGACGAUGGAACACCACUCUCGUGGGCAGCUGGUGGAGGGCUUGAGGGCGUAGUGAUGUUGCUAGUCGAGUGGAAGGAGGUUAACCCCAAUGCGACGGAUAUCCGAUACGGCAUAAUGCUGCAAUCUUGGGCGGCCGGCAAUGGGUACGAGCAACUAAUCAAAUUAGCGCUCGUGCAUCGUGAGAUCAUUCCGGAGCUGGUAGACAAAGGAGGCCGAAUACUAUGCUCGUGGGCAGCCCAGUACGGGGACCGGGGCAUCGUGAAGAUGCUAAUGGGACGGCCACAGGUCAAUCCGAUGACCCGCGGUCACAAUAGGCUGACGCCAACACCGUGGGCUACCGAGCACUG
Molecule: messenger RNA, 1439 nt
Organism: Tuber aestivum (summer truffle)
Lineage: Eukaryota; Fungi; Ascomycota; Pezizomycetes; Pezizales; Tuberaceae
Source: the annotation of a GenBank genome assembly